AUGGCGGGCGAGCAAUCGAGCCCGAACGAGCGAACGCAUCUCUUGGGCGCUCAUAGUGAUAGGACGCCACGUCGAAAUAGCCGGGCUAGAGAAUCGGAAGUACAGUCCGUUGUGGGGAGUGCAGUGAGCAAGGAAGAAGCAGCACUGGGACAGAGCAUCAUUGGAGAACGACUCCCCUACAGCGAGUAUACGACCAUCGAUUGGCUUCAUGACAUAGUCAAAUCCUCAUACCGCUACCGGUCUCUACGUCCACCACUCACGACACCCACUCUCCGUACCCGCCUCGAUAACAUCCUCGACCUUCUGACACCAUGGAUUGCCGUUGCACUCAUUGGAGCACUCACGGCCAUAAUCGCGUUCCUAGUCGACGUUGCCGUCGCCGUCGUCUCAGAUUACAAGCUUGGGUAUUGUCCCUGGGCCCUGACCCCUCGAGAAGAGUGCGCCAGCUUCCGGUUUUGGUUCACCGACAAGAACAUUGAGCAAGUCGAUAUAUCGAGAAGCGGGUUUUGGGCUGCGUACGCGGUUUACGUGACGUGGGCUCUGCUGUUCGGAGUCAUUUCGUCGGGCUUGACCAUGACGACUAAGAAAGAGCUGCCAACUGCGUCGGCAAACGAGGGAGGGGUCAAGGUCCCAGAUACAGGUUCUGGUGAGACACGUACAUAUAAUAAUAAGGAGACGGGAAAGAUCAUGUACAUGGCAGCAGGGUCGGGUAUCCCCGAGCUCAAGACCAUCCUCUCGGGGUUCCAAAUCCCGCAUAUCCUCUCCUUCCCUAUCCUCGUGGUUAAGGCGAUCGGUUCGAUCUUCGCGGUCGCUACAGGCAUGUGUUUGGGGAAAGAAGGGCCUUUCGUCCAUAUCUCCGGCUGCGUGGGCAAUCUGGUCGGCGAGCGGUUCGAGAAGUUCCGCGAGAACGGUCGUAUGAUGAGAGAGCUGCUGUCCGCCAGUUGCGCCGCUGGUCUCAGCGUCGCUUUCGGUGCCCCUAUCGGCGGUGUUCUCUUCAGUUACGAGGAAAUCAGCACGUAUUUUCCCCGUAAAGUCCUCUGGAGAGCGUUCCUGUGCAGCAUGGUGGCUGCUGUGGUCCUGAAGGAGCUCAAUCCCACUGGAACUGGGAAGUUGGUUUUGUUUGAGACGAAAUUCAAUGCGACAUACGAGCCACUGCAUUACGUCAUAUUUGUUUUCCUCGGCGUCGCUGGUGGCAUAUUUGGAGGGAUCUUCUGUCAGGCAAACUACCUGUGGAGCAAGUGGUUCCGAUCGUUUCCAGUCAUUAAGAAGUAUCCAGUCUUUGAGUGUUUCCUGGUCGUAUUCGCUACCGCAGUUUUGCAGUUCCCUAAUCCGGUUCUGAGAGAGACUGGCGAUACGAUAGUGGAGAGACUGUUGGUCGACUGCUCCUCGGGCAUCACAUAUCAUGAGUGGAUUUGCGUCCAUGAGCGGCAGAUGGAAUCCAGCUCCAAUUGGGGCUAUGUCGCGUGGCUCAUUUACGGGACGCUGGUCAAGCUGGUAUUGAUGAUCAUCACUUUUGGCCUCAAGGUUCCGAGUGGUGUCAUUAUUCCCGCGCUGGAUGGCGGAGCCUUCUUUGGUCGGCUCGUGGGGCAAUUUGUCCCUGAUAUCAACCCUGGGAUCUUCGCCAUGGUGGGAGCGGGUGCCUUUCUCGCCGGCGUUAGUCGGAUGACCAUAUCGCUUUGCGUCAUCAUGUUCGAGCUAACCGGUGAACUUGAAUUCACGCUACCGAAUAUGAUCGCCAUCCUGACGGCCAAGUUCGUCGCUGACGCCAUCUCCUUAGAAAGCGUAUAUGAUCUCGCUCAAACCGUCCUGGGCCACCCCUUCCUAGAUAACGAGCAUGCUCUUCAGCGCGUGCAGCACUCGACGACACCGCUCACCGCCGCGGAGUUAAUGCCACCGAAGCAGACCAUGGACGAGAUCACCAUCCACGUCCCUCGUUCCAACAAAGUAAGCCUGAAGCUUCUCAACGAACGCCUGGAGCUCCUUCGACGUCGGGGCCUCCACGACGCUGGGCUGGUGCUGGUCCAAAAGCAUGCUGGCGUCGACAUCUGCCAAGGGUAUCUGGCCCAGGCAGAGCUUGCGUUCGGGGUGGAAGAGAUGGCCCCCGUUUAUCUUAGCGCCGAGGACACGAGUUACGCACGCACAGAAAUCGAGAUCCGCCUGCUUGGGUCCGCGGCCGAGUUGGAUGAAGCCACAGAGUCUCCAACAGGGACACCAGUGCUGGAUCUCACCGCGUUUGUGGACCGGACGCCGUUGUCGUUAACGGCGAAUGCACCGUUGGAGUAUGCGGUCGAGAUGUUUGGUAAGCUUGGAUUGAGGUAUUUAAUGUUGACGGAGGAGAGUACCGGUGCGUUGGCUGGGGUGGUCAUCAAGAAGAGGAUGGUCGGGUACUUGGAUACUCUCGGUCAUCAUUAA
This is a messenger RNA of Eremomyces bilateralis CBS 781.70, 2412 nucleotides long. RefSeq lists its product as uncharacterized. Gene Ontology annotation, molecular function: voltage-gated chloride channel activity. The coding region runs from base 1 to 2412 and encodes 803 amino acids. Gene Ontology annotation, biological process: transmembrane transport; chloride transport. Gene Ontology annotation, cellular component: early endosome; membrane; Golgi apparatus. NCBI's taxonomy places the organism in Eukaryota, Fungi, Ascomycota, Dothideomycetes, Eremomycetales, Eremomycetaceae. The transcript has 3 exons. The record is from RefSeq and is a predicted model, not a curated record.